Messenger RNA from Triplophysa rosa, 2731 nucleotides. RefSeq names its product ATPase Na+/K+ transporting subunit beta 2b (gene atp1b2b). The transcript is spliced from 8 exons. Gene Ontology annotation, molecular function: ATPase activator activity. The coding region runs from base 409 to 1290 and encodes 293 amino acids. Gene Ontology annotation, biological process: sodium ion export across plasma membrane; potassium ion import across plasma membrane; intracellular sodium ion homeostasis. Gene Ontology annotation, cellular component: sodium:potassium-exchanging ATPase complex. Lineage: Eukaryota; Metazoa; Chordata; Actinopteri; Cypriniformes; Nemacheilidae. The record is from RefSeq and is a predicted model, not a curated record.
UCUCUCUCUAUCUCGCGCGCUCUCUCACUGUCUCACUCUCUCACUGUCUCACUCUCUCUCUCUCUCUGCGGAAUGCGCACUGCAUUGAUGGGUGGGCAGAACGCCGGGCUUUUCAGAUAAAGCAGGACGAUCUCUGUUGCAUGCAAACUGUGACGAGAUUUUAUCACUGAUAGGGCAUUUUAUUUUAGACCUCUUCUGAGUUGUGCCAUGAGAGUCGCCUUUAAUAGUAUUUUUCUUUACAGAGAAAAAACUAUCCACUGAGAACUAAAAGCUAGCUUUGGCCGUCCCCCCACCCCCUUUCCAGUCUUGAAUAGCUCCAAUCCCCUGUGUAGUAUUACUCUCAAGGAGAGUGUAAGCGCCGAGUUGUUGACUCCGUGAGUGCACAAUUCUUUAAUCAAUUUGAGGAAAAUGGCAAAGGAUGACAAGAAGAGCGAAUGGAAGGAGUUCUUCUGGAACCCAAGAACCGGCGAGUUUUGCGGCAGGACCGCCGGCAGUUGGGGUCUGAUCCUGUUGUUUUAUCUGGCAUUCUACCUUUUCCUGGCCUGCUUAUUCGUUCUCACCAUGUAUGUAAUGCUGCAGACACUUGAUGACUACAGACCAACAUACCAGGACAGACUUGCAACUCCAGGCAUGGUGAUAAGACCUAGGGGAGAUCAACUUGAACUUACUUACACUAUCCAGUACACAGAGACCUGGGAAAGAUACGUUCAAGCCCUCAAUAACUUCCUGUCUCCUUACAGCGACUCAGUCCAGAGCCAGAAAAAUAUCGAGUGUAAACCAGAUCAGUACUUUAUCCAGGAGGACAGUGGAAGUUUGAAAAACUUUCCAAAGCGCUCCUGCCAGUUCAAACGCUCCAUCUUGGAAGAAUGCUCGGGUUCACAGGAUCCUUACUAUGGUUACGGCAAUGGAAUGCCCUGUGUCAUCAUCAAGAUCAACCGUGUUAUCGGUAUGUUACCUGGGAAAGACAAGCAGGCUCCUUUCGUCACAUGUGGUGCUAAGAAAUACAAAGUUGGGAAAGAUGACUGGGCUGAUGACUCGGAUAAACUCGGCGCACUGGAGUACUAUCCUCCCAAUGGCACCUUCAACCUCAUGUACUACCCUUACUAUGGCAAGAAAUCACAGGUAAACUAUUCCCAGCCUCUAGUAGCCAUUAAGUUCCUCAACAUAACCAAAAAUGAGGAUGUCAAUGUGGAGUGCAGAAUCAAUGCUAACAACAUUCCUGAGGGCAGUGAACGGGACAAGUUUGCUGGACGUGUUUCCUUUAAACUGAGGAUUAACUCCAUUGAGUAAACAGAAAGUGUUUUUAUUUGUUUUUCACAUGCACGCACACACAAGCACACACACCAUCUAACAAUCUAACAACUGCGCAGCAGUCACAAUGAGACAGGCCAUAAAUCCUUAGCACUGAAAGAGCAGAGAAUAAUGCAUUUAAAAUAUCAAAAUAAUCAUUUUUGCUGAAAACCCCAAAGACUGACAGCAUUAGCGAUUUUGUGGAGAGGUAGCAUGCUUGUGUUGUUGUGUGUAUUUCGGCGUGUACUGUACAUCAGUGUGUACUCUAAAUAUGCUGGGUCAAAAAGGGACAAACCCAAUCGUUGGGUUAUAAAUUAACCUACGCUCAGCUGCUUCAACCAAAAAUGUUGCAUUAUUUCAACCCAAGCUUGGGUCAAAUAUAGACGUUUUCUAGGUUAAUUUAUAACUUAACACUUGUCCCUUUUUACCCCAACUACAUGUCAAAAAUAACUGAGCAUUUUUAGUGUGUAUAUGUUUGCAUGUGUGAAUUAAGAUGUUAUUUAUUUUCAGAAAUGAAAACUUGAAUUGCAUGCUCAGUAGGGAGAGCUAUUAACAAAUAAAAUUAUAUAUUAUUAUAACGAUAUAAAAGCAAAAAGAGGUUUCAUUUUGUAAAGUGGAGAAAAAUGAAGCACCUGAUAUGAGAUACAAUGUUGCUGUCAUGUGCAUCUGUAAGUUAGGAGAUGAAUUAAGUAUAUACAGUACUUUAAAAAUGAUUCCAGAGGAAAUGUUACUGGAAUGAUCUUGUAUGUGUUUGUGUCUAAAAUCUUUUGUUUGCAUGUGUGUCAGUUCUGAAGAGUCCAACCCCUCCUCCAUCUGUUUUAUAGCUAAAGACAACAUUUUACACCAACUUGUAGAUACGGCACAUGAUAAACAUCAGCUAACACUCCUCCCAAUACACACACACACACAGGUUAAACACUGUUUCGUUCACACAAACAUUUCUGUAUUCCUAUUCAUUUCUGCACUUCUGUCAGUUUGUACUAUUAUAUAAUGAAGUGUGUCUACAUGUUUCAUUAUCAUGAGGAGUGUCUAUUUAAGUUUGUUUAUAUAUAAAUAAGUCUUUUUUGCAUGUGUUAUCCAUGGUGAGGGUAUAUGACAUUUUGUAUUGAUUCUAACUGAUGGCUUAUAGAUGAUAGCCGGCAUCUACAGGUACAAAAAUGGGUUGAAAAGUGUGUUUGAGAUGUGUGUAAGAAUAUGUGCGAAUUCCUGCAUGUGUGCAGUUGGAUUUAUUUGAAUUUGUUUUUUGUUUCAUGUUAAACAUCUUUGUGCACAAUUUACUUUUGAGUUUAUUUUUGAAUGUAAUCUUAAUGUUGCAAAUACGUAGACAUAGCCUACUUUUAACGGCAGGAACAGAAGGCUUAUGUUUCUGCUGAUAAGAAAGGCUGAAGUGAAAACAAACAGGUCCUCACUUUGCAUGAAUCAAUAAAACUAAUAUCACCCA